AUGCUCAAAAAGCACCCGUACCGCGAACUGGCUCAGAGUCUUUGCUAUUGGCGGUUGCAGUCGCCGCCGUCGGCAUUGGGCACCCAGCGCGUGUUGGGUCUCACGGCCUCCUACUCCUACGAGUUCGGGAACGCGAAGGCGGAAGAUCGCCUGCGCCAGUUAUUGAGCGAGCUGUGCAUCACCAACAUCGAGACGGCAUCCGGCCAAGAACUGGAAGCGGGCGGGUGCCACGACGUGGUGACCGAGGUGUUGCUGCCUCCCUCGACGGCAACCCCGUCCGGAGUGCUGCUCGAGGCGAACAGAACCCAACAGCAGGCGACGACGUUCUUGCUCCGGGAGCGCAGGCACGAAGGCACCGACUUUUCCCGUCGGAUCAUGAUCUGCGUCCGCAGUAUGGAGAAGGCGAUAACGGCCGUGUCGGAGCACCCUGCUUUCGCCUCGCCGCUUGUCCUCGACGGUCAGAUGAAGACUCGCGAGUGGGGCGCCUACGCCCACAGCCUCGCACACAACGGUGCCGGCGGCGGCGGCGGCCGCGGUCGUAGAGGCGGCCGGCGCGGGGGACGAGGAGGCGGUGGCGCCACCAACAGGGGCUGUCGAACCAACCGGUACUCGCGGCAGCCGCAGCCGCCGUCUGUGCAUCGUCCGAUGCUCGCCGAGCUGGAGCACUGGUACGAGGCCGUCAGGGCCCUGGUCGUGUCCUGGGAGGAGAGGGAAGACGAGGCCGCGAUCAUCCUCGACAUGUUUGGCUGCACGGGGUCCCCGAGCCACCGCGCCCCACCCGAGGCCGUCUGGCCGGGCGACGUGCGGCAAAAGAUAUCGGCCUUCUGGGAGGCGGUUCCCAGAAUGUUCCCUCGGUUCGAGCACCUGAAGAAAGUUCUUCUGGACAAGUACGACCACCACGGAGGCGAUGGAAGCGGCAGCAGCGACGGGGAAGCCUUCCUCGGCAUAGUGUUCGUGCGCCAGCGCAUGACAACCCACGUCCUGGCCCACGUGAUCGCCGCCGACCCCCGCAUGGCGCCCCGCUUCUCCGCGGCCUGCCUGUACGCCUCCUCCUCCCCCACGACGGCCUCUCUCUCCCUCUCCGAGAGAGAUACCGAGGAGAACCUCGAGGCCUUCCGGUCCGGCAGCGUGAACCUCCUCCUGUCGACCUGCGUCGCCGAGGAGGGCAUCGACGUCCCCGACGCGAACUGCGUGGUCCGGUACGACCCCAUGGACCACGCCGUGUCCAUGGUGCAGGGGCGGGGGCGCGCGAGGGGGGCAGAAAGCAGCUUCGUGGUGCUCUGCGAGCGGGCGGACCGCACGACGGCCGAUCUCGAGGCCGUCGAGCAGCGGCAGCUGUGGCACCUCCGAAACAUGGAGCCAGACCACCAAGGCGAACGCGGCGUGGAGGUUGUGGCCGCCGCCGCCGCCGCCGCCGUUGUGCCAGACCCAGUCCAGCAGGGCGACGACGCGACUCUUGGUUCGGAUGGUGCUGGCAGCAGCACAGACACGGGAGACGGGCCUUCCGGUAGCAUCGUGGAGGACGCGGACGACAGUACUGAUUCUUCGGAGGCCAGCAGCAGCAGCAGCAGCAGUGCAGACACAUACAACGAGCCUGCCGGUCGGCAUCCGCUUCCUGCAGAGCCAGCGAGCGAGGGGCGCGGUCCAGGCUUGACUCCUAGCGGCGACGUCGACGGUGGUUUGGCUGCACAGGAGUUUCUUGAGCUCCUUGAACACGGAGCACGUGGCGUGCUCCUAGACGUGCAGGACAAGCACGGGCUGGGGGUGGGGGUGUCUCCGAACGGGACGCCUAUCCCACCACCGGGGGUGCUGAGUGCAGUACAUCUUUUCGCAGAGAAGACGAUGGGGAUUGUCAUGGAGACGUUCAACCAGGACUCUACGAGCCGCCUAUGGGCAUGCACCCUGUCGUACAAGUCGGCGUUGCGCGAGGUUCACGCCUCGGGGGAGGCGGUGAGCGGGAAGAAGGUGGCGAGGAAGCUUGCGGCGGCGAGGCUAGUCGCGAGCCUUAUCAGCGCGACGGGCACGAACGAGCUUCACCGUGGUAGUGGUGCGGCGGUGGCCAUGCCGGAAGAGGAGACGACCGCCAUGACCGGGCGGCAGCCACCCGACGCGAACGUCCGUAGCGAGUCGAGCUUAGGGAGUGGCACGGGUAACUCUUCUACUACCAGUGACGGCGACGACGGUUCGGCCGCGCUGCAGUCGUUUGAACGCGGAGCACGAGCCGUACUCCUAGACGUGCAGGACAAGCACGGGCUGGGGGUGGGUGUGUCUCCGAACGGGACGCCGAUCCCACCGUCUGGAGUGCUGAGUGCAGUUGAUAUUUUCGCAGAGAAGACGAUGGGGGUUGUCACGGAGACGUUCAACCAGGACUCUACGAGCCGCCUAUGGGCAUGCACCCUGUCGUACAAGUCGGCGUUGCGCGAGGUUCACGCCUCGGGGGAGGCGGUGAGCGGGAAGCAGAUGGCGAGGAAGCUUGCGGCGGCGAGGCUAGUCGCGAGCCUUACCAGAGCAACGGGCACGAACGAGCUUCACCGUGUUAGUGGUGCGGCGGUGGCCAUGCCGGAAGAGGACGCGGCCGUCAUGACCGGACGGCAGAAACCGGACGCGGGCGUGAACAGCGAGUCAAGCGCGCCGAGCGGCAUCGAUAACUCUUCCGCUACGAACUUCGGCGAAGAUGGUUUGGCCACGCUGCGGUCAUAUGAACGCGGAGCACGAGCCGUACUCCUAGACGUGCAGGACAAGCACGGACUGGGGGUGGGGGUGUCUCCGAACGGGACGCCGAUCCCACCGUCUGGAGUGCUGAGUGCAGUUGAUAUUUUCGCAGAGAAGACGAUGGGGGUUGUCACGGAGACAUUUGAACAGGAUCCGUCUAGUCGCUUGUGGGUGUGCACCCUGUCGUACAAGUCGGCGUUGCGAGAGGUUCACGCCUCGGGGCAGGCGAUGAGCGGGAAGAAACUUUCGAGGAAGCUUGCGGCGGCGAGGCUCGUCGCAGAUCUACUUGAGGCGAUAGCGACUUAA
This is a messenger RNA of Ectocarpus siliculosus, 3018 nucleotides long. NCBI's taxonomy places the organism in Eukaryota, Phaeophyceae, Ectocarpales, Ectocarpaceae. The record is from the annotation of a GenBank genome assembly.